Molecule: messenger RNA, 774 nt
Organism: Lycium ferocissimum
Lineage: Eukaryota; Viridiplantae; Streptophyta; Magnoliopsida; Solanales; Solanaceae
Exons: 5
Coding region: 176-442 (88 amino acids)
Source: RefSeq, a predicted model, not a curated record
CACAAAAGGGGCCUAAUAUCUUGUAACCCAAGUCCUUUUGGUCCAGCCCAUCUAAUUUCUUCCAAGUAUUGGGCUUUCCAACUAAAGUCCAGCCCAUAAUUCUUCUUCGUCCGAUCCACUAUCAAAUUUCCGGCGAGAGCAAAAGAAAGGUUACGACGAUCAAAGGUCUCCGAGAAUGAGUGCAGGUGGAGCAUUUGGUGGAAAUAGAGGACUGAGACCAGUGCCACCUGAAAAAGGAGUUUUUCCUCUGGACCAUAUGCAUUUAUGUGACCUGGAGAAGAAAGAGUACCUCACCUCUCUAAAAAGUACCUGGUGUGCCGUAUGGAGAACGUUUUGCAGGAACCUGAUGGCAAAACAAGACAUGUCGGAACUUGGCUUUGGCAAGAACUAUGAUGCAGAAACUUCUUCAGAGGAAAGGACCAACGGAACAAUAGAAAAAUAAAGAAUGAAGAAGAUCGUUAAAUUUUGUUAUUUUCUGGGAUCCUUUUGAGAAGCCUGGGUGGAAAGUUAUACAUACAAGCUUCACUAUUUUGAUGUGACAACUUUCAUAGUUGCUUAUAGGAGGUCUUUUCAUAAAUGUAAAGUUUUUUAACUCCCAAAUCCCAACUUGGCUUCUGCAUAACCUUCAUUUUUUCAGCCUCCUUUUUUCCCUUUCUUGUGAAUGAAUUGUGUAUCCUGAAAGCAAAAGUGUAUGGAUAAGAUACGGAAAUGCUAUGAUAGAUUAAAGAUUGGACAGAAGUCCUAUGCUAUGUAUAGUAAAUUAAGUGUUCAUUA